ACCUCCUCACUUCUCUCGCCGGCGAGCAGCAUGGAAGAUGAGGUGUUUGACCAGAUCCUGUCCGUGUUUAACACACUGGUUGCGUGGGUCGCUGCCGGUGCCAUGGUGUUCGGUGGGGUGGUCCCCUACAUCCCGCAGUACAGGGACAUCCGCAGGACCCAGAAUGCAGAGGGCUUCUCCACCUACGUGUGCAUGGUCCUGCUGGUGGCAAACAUCCUGAGGAUACUCUUCAGAUUCGGACACUACUUUGAGACGCUGCUGCUGUGGCAGAGCAUCAUCAUGAUCUGCACAAUGCUCACCAUGCUGAAUCUGUGCACCAACGUCCGCAUGGCCACUGAACUCAACACCAAGAGGCGCUCCUUCCUAGACUUUGACUGGAGCUACUUCUGGUCGUGGAGUCGUUUUGUGGACUACGUGCAGUGUGUGCUGGCCUUCACUCUCAUGGCAGCGUAUAUCACCUACCUCCUCCUGGACUCUGCUUUUGUGGAGACGCUGGGAUUCCUGGCCGUCUUCAUCGAAGCAAUGCUGGGUACACCGCAACUCUACUGCAACUAUCAGAACAAAUCCACAGAAGGCAUGAGCAUCAAGAUGGUUCUGAUGUGGACCAGCGGUGACACCUUUAAAACCGGCUACUUCUUUCUCACCCAGGCUCCAGUGCAGUUCUGGACUUGCGGCCUGCUGCAGGUCUUCGUGGACAUUGCGAUCCUCUUCCAGGUUUACUACUACAGCCGCUACCCGCAGAAACCCGUGUCCCACACAGUCUCCCACACCACCAGUGCCAAAGCCCUCUGAGAACAUUGGCACAAACUCUGAGGACACUACAAAGCAGCAGCGAGGAAAAUCUUAUCGAGGCGCUGUGGAAAUGUGUAAACACACACACAUAUACCGAAGCAUCUUGAGAUGAUGCAGUGCUGCUGCUUCCCCUCACUUUCUAGUGUACAUGAAGACUCAAACACACCCAUAAAUAAGGCGAAGAUACACAAACCUGAGGUGAUGGUAAUGUCUCCACUGAUACCUGAAGGACAUUUGUUACACACAAAGUCAGCCUGUUUUAUUUAUUGUCCUCCUGACUUUUCCAGGCGGCACAAUGCAUGCUAAUAGGAAUGCAGACAUCUCUAAGAAUAUACCCUUGAAUCAGCCCGUGCAUGUGGAGAAUAUUAUGCACAUACAGCACAUGAACAUGCAGCAUAUGUAAACUGCAGGUGUAUGCACUGAAAUUGGUGCUCGAGGAAUGUGGACCAGCUUUUGUCGUCCACAUACACACUGAUGAAUGUUGCAUGGACCUUCUGCCUUAAAGCGCCCACAUUUUGAACAUGGAUUGCUGCAUUGCCAGCAAUGUGUUACAAAUCAGUCAAGAAAAAUCUCAAUGUACAGCAUUGCUGAAUGUACAAAAUGGUAUUUGUUAUUGUUUCCCAACACAGUGGAGAAAUGCCGGUCAGUCUACUGCUGGUUGGACACCAUAUGCUGUCACACUCAAUCACGUGGGAUAAAACCAAUCUAAUGUCACCAAAUGAAGACGAUUCCCCGGGUUUGGUCAUAGAUGUGAGUUGCCUUGAGACUAGCAAAAAUAUGAGCGAAUAAGCAAAUGCCAAGAUUUUUAUACUGAAGCCCUUGAUGACAUUUUAUAUAUAUUUUCAUCAUUUCCAAAAAUUCCCAAAUAUAUGUUCAAGGACAAGUCACCAUUAAUUUCAUUACACUCUGCUUAUCCCGAGAGCCUACAUAUGCACUCCAUAAAUGCAUAGGAGUAAUUUAUGCUGGGUUCUGACCGAGCGGUCACGCUAACACAUCAUUGACACACUGUUGUGAUGCAGGUUGCCAGUGAGAUGCAGAUUUUGUCUGUACAGCCAAUUUUCUAAAUUAUGUCUGGGACUAGCAGUUGAAUAGUAACUCCAAGCGAUAAUUUAGCUCUGCAUUCAGAGCUCAUGACAGCAUUUAUAUUAGAGUAUCAUCAUGGACUUAAUUUAGUGAGGUUUGCAGCGUCUGUUUUAUUUGGAGCUUCAUCCUACAUUCAUGUGGUAAUAGCAGGAUAGGAAGAACAGCUGUUUUUUUUUCCCCCAUCCUGGAAGGGUUCAUGUUUUAUUCUAAAGCCACAUGACAGCCUUGUAGUCACAGUAGACUAAAUUUUCUAUUUCUGUUGUGUUGUGUUGCAUAUUUCAGCCAACUUCACCAAGUGAAAACCAGAAACAGUGCCCUCUGAAGCGUUUUCAAAUUAUAUGUAAUCAAGUUAUUACAUUUGCAUUUUUAACAUUGCAGCAUGAUGCCAAGAUUUCACUGACAGUGUAGCAAGUGGAAAAAUAUUAUCUUCAAUUUCGCAUACAGUAUAUGGACAAAAGUACUGGGUCACCUACACAUUGCCAUGAAGCUCCCAGCGCACAGUUUUUGUGCUGAUGUUAAUGCCACAGGAGGUCUGGAACUCUGCGGUUACUGAGUCAGCUGAGCGCUGGUGACUACCAGCACUCUGCGACCUCGCUCUGUAACUUUACACAGUUUGACAAUUCAUGGCUGAGUUGCUGUAGUUCCCAAACUCUUGCACUUUGUAAUAAUAGCAGUUACAGUUGAUCGUGGGAUAUCGAGGAGGGAAGAAGUUUCACAAACUGAAAUUUGCAAAGGUCGCAUCCUGUUACAGCACCACAUUCAAAUCCACUGAGCUCUUCAGAAUGACCCAUUCUUUCACAAAGGUUUGUAAAGGCAGACUUCAGGGCUAGGUGCAUGAUUUUAUACAACUGUGGCAAUGGGACUGAAAACACCUGAAUUCAACGAUUAAGAGAUGUGGUGCAAAAAAUCUUUAUCCAUAUAGUGUAUCUUGCUAUAGAGGUGUGGUAUUGAAGUCCCUUGGACUGCGUUGAAAUGUUGUGAAUUCACGCUGCUCUCUGUUGGGAAAUAAACUUUGGCUGCUGCUUGUUUCAUACCUGAAAUCAAAAUAACAGAUGCCCUAAAGUGGCUCGUGAUGCUAUGACAUUCCUAAUACUUACAGAAAGGUAUUUUUAGUACAAUCAUAACCCAUAAAAUAGCUAAAAAAUAGAGCUGUAUUUAUUGUUUUAACCCUUUCUAAUAAAAAAUUUUGAAAAUUGUCAGAAGAAAAUAAUGUUUACCCCACAAAAUUCUCAUUUCUGUGCUACAGAAAAUGAAUUCUAGAUUCUAGAUUAUCUCACAAGCGCCCCUAUGAAUCCAGAGGUCCAGUCGAUGGGAGUUCUCUGUGUUAUCAGAAUUAACAAGUAAAAUGUAAGUGCAUAAAUAUAAUUGCACUCCUUACAGCAAUAAUAUUAUAUACAUUUUAUGAAAAUGCUGUUAUGCUGGACCAAGUACAGUCAGUGGUAUUGUUCACAGAGUUGAUGUCUAAAGCCCAAGUUGUAAUAAACUGGAAUUAUGCCUCAAAGAGUUGAACUUCAUACACUUACAGUUCAGAAUGUGCUCAUACAUCUUCCUCAUAUUGGCAAUGGAUAGCACUGACUGACCAGUUUAUUAUUUAUGGUGAAUCCAGUAACAUCCUUUAAUAUCCCCGGCUUAUACUCCUCAUCACUGUGAGGUGCUUUGGGGCUGGGCAGGUUGCACUCAUCGUCGUUUUGUCAUAAGAAAUUAAUUUCCUGUUUGAACACAGGGGCUGCAACGUUAAAAGGGUGAAGAUUUUUCCAUGUUGCUGCUGUUGUUUUGUAAUUUUUCUUUGGGGGGGAGGGGCAUCAAACCCCAAGGUGCACAACUAUCAGCCCUUCAGUGAAGCGGGUACCAGACCAGACCCGUCCUCCUCUUCAAGACGUCAGCAAAAGGAAAUGUCCUUUUUGUUCCUCCGAGACUGUUUUCUCUGCUUUUUUCUUUUUGUUGCUUUCAUUUUCUUUUAACAUGUUAGGUGACUCCAUUGGGGGUGGGGGUGGGGGGUGUACUUUUUAUAUUUGCAUCCAUUUAGCCACAUUAUUUAUUUUGUCCUUUUUAUAUUAUCUCUUCAAAAGCCAGUGUAACAUGGUGUAUGCCUCUUCUGUAUCCAGACAGUGGUGAGCGGGACUGUGUUGUGUGGAUGAUGUGAGAUACCUGACGGGUUUUUGUUGUGCUAAACAGGCUCAAAAUGACCUCAGAGUCCCACAUUCUUCACUGAUUCACUCCGUGUGUUCAUUUAUCUUUGUUUACUUUGUGUUUUGUAUCACUUUGUUCAUUUAUCAUUUGAAGGUAUUUUUCCAGUAAAAAAAAACGUACUUGGUUGUUACUGUACCAAAAUAUCAUUACAUCAGUAUGUUUAUUUGUGGUUUUUCUACUCUGCUACAUUUAUUGUUUUUUUUCUCUUUGUUGGGUUUUUCUUUUCUAUUAUUAUAUUAAACUGGCUGUACACCUCUAAUACUUGAGGCUGAUUAAGCACCCAGUAUUGUCAAGAAUUCAUUGUGGCAUU
Molecule: messenger RNA, 4375 nt
Organism: Archocentrus centrarchus (flier cichlid)
Lineage: Eukaryota; Metazoa; Chordata; Actinopteri; Cichliformes; Cichlidae
Gene: slc66a2
Product: solute carrier family 66 member 2
Biological process (GO): retrograde transport, endosome to Golgi; phospholipid translocation
Cellular component (GO): endosome; trans-Golgi network
Source: RefSeq, a predicted model, not a curated record